AUGAUGGAAAGAAUAAGAAAAGAGAUGAUUCUUAUGGAGAGAGGGCUGCACAGCCCCACGGCCGGCAAGAGGUUCUCCAAUUUGUCCGACUCCGCUGGCAAUGCUGUGCUCGAGGCCCUGGAAAAUUCACAGCACCCAGCUCGCCUCAGCCCGCGCCUGCCGUCAGCCCCCUUGCACAGCGCUCUGGGAGACAUCCCCGCCAAGGGCAAAUUCGAAAUAGACACUUUGUUCAACCUGCAGCACACGGGCAGCGAAAGCACCGUCUCAUCCGAAAUCGCCUCCGCCGCCGAGGGCCGCAAAAAGCUGGGCCAUUAUUCAGAGGCGGCCGCAGAAGCAGACAUGAGCAGCGACGUGGAGGUGGGCUGCUCGGCGCUGCGCUCCCCCGGCGGCCUUGGCGCCGCGCCUCUCAAGGAAACCAACGGCAAAGGGUAUGCGGAGAGCGGCUCAGCCGCGGGCACCGCGACGUCUGCGUCGGGCUCCGGCCUUGGCAGCCUGCAUGGAGGCGGCGGGGGCGCGGCGCAGGGCGGCUCCAGCUCUGGCGCAGAUCAGGUGCGGCGCUACCGCACGGCGUUCACACGCGAACAGAUCGCGCGCUUGGAGAAGGAGUUCUACCGGGAGAACUAUGUGUCGCGGCCUCGCCGGUGCGAGCUGGCAGCUGCGCUUAACCUGCCUGAAACCACCAUCAAGGUGUGGUUCCAGAACCGGCGAAUGAAGGACAAGCGGCAGCGCCUGGCCAUGUCGUGGCCGCACCCGGCCGACCCCAGCUUCUACACCUACAUGAUGACGCACGCGGCCGCCACCGGAAGCCUGCCCUAUCCCUUCCACUCGCACGUGCCGCUGCACUACUACCCGCAUGUGGGCGUCACGGCUGCGGCCGCGGCGGCUGCGGCCUCCGGCGCGGCGGCUGCGGCCUCUUCGCCCUUCGCCACAUCCAUCCGACCUCUGGACACUUUCCGCGCCCUCUCACAUCCCUACUCGCGGCCGGAGCUGCUGUGCAGCUUCCGCCACCCGGGCCUCUACCAGACGCCCGCGGCCGCUGCUGGGCUCAACAGCGCGGCCUCCGCCGCCGCGGCUGCGGCAGCAGCCGCGGCAGCGGCCUCCUCGGCCGCGGCGGCCGGGGCGCCCCCAAGCGGCGGCUCCGCGCCCUGUUCUUGCCUCAGUUGUCACAGUAGUCAGUCCGCGGCGGCGGCCGCGGCGGCAGCCGCAGCGGCCCUGGGUUCCCGGGGGGGCGGCGGGGGCGGCGGGGGCGGUGGAGGUGCCGCAGGGGCCUCCGGGGGCUCGGACUUCGGCUGCAGCGCCGCGGCGCCGCGUUCCGAGAGCGGUUUCCUGCCCUACUCAGCCGCUGUGCUUAGCAAGACUGCCGUUAGCCCGCCGGACCAGAGGGACGAGGCGACGCUCACCAGAUAA
Molecule: messenger RNA, 1407 nt
Organism: Manis javanica (Malayan pangolin)
Lineage: Eukaryota; Metazoa; Chordata; Mammalia; Pholidota; Manidae
Gene: EVX2
Product: even-skipped homeobox 2
Biological process (GO): regulation of transcription by RNA polymerase II
Cellular component (GO): nucleus
Molecular function (GO): DNA-binding transcription factor activity, RNA polymerase II-specific; RNA polymerase II cis-regulatory region sequence-specific DNA binding
Source: RefSeq, a predicted model, not a curated record